AUGCCGGCAUCACUCUGGCACUGGCAGUACUUCCAAACCCGCCCACACAACCUUAAGUCCCCUGGUGACAGGGACCACUAUAAUGGUGGUAUCUACGCAAACACCUGGUGUCGCACAUGCAUUGCAUCAUGUAUCAGUGUUAUGGAGCAAGAAGAUCAAAAGGCACUGGAGGAGGGCGUCAUCUCCAAAGUUCGACCACAAAAUGAACUUCUUCGUCAAGCACUUUCACUUGUUCGCCCUAUCCCUGGUCGCAGAGAGGCGUUUGAGGCGCAUAUACGCAGCUGUGAACAAAUCCCACCGGAGGCCAAGGAUAGGUUGGCCUCAGAGCGCAUGCGUACUCACUCCUUGACCCCAAAUACUGAGAACCAUAGCAAAUUGUCACCGCAUCCAGCCCCGGCCACAAUCUACAACUUACUGUCAAAGGAGCAACAGGACGAGUUCAACUUUGACCUCUGUAAGUUGUGGAUUGCAAAUGGAUUUGCCUGGCACGCAAUCAACGCACCCGAAACAUAUAAAUUUUUUCAAAAAUGGCUACCUGGUGCAACAUUACCCGAUUGUCACAAACUGUCAGGGCCUAUCCUUUGGACUCAGCUUGAGGCUGCAAAUACCUCAAUGCACAAUGCAAUUUCAGGUCGGUUAGCUACAGGCAUGAGUGAUGGAUGGAAGAAUGUUAGGUGUAAUGCGUUGAUCGCCUCUAUGCUCUCAGUUGAUUACAAGACUUACACUGUUCGUGUGCACGAUCUGUCAGCGCAACACAAGACAGCCGAGAACCACUUGAAGCUUGUACUUAGUGACAUAGACAAGACCAAGAAGGAGCAUAACGUCCGUGUUAUUGCUUGGGUUUCUGAUGCAGGAGGCGACUCACGAGCCAUGCGAGUCCAACUUCACCGUUUACGCCCUCACAUUUUGGUAUUUGACUGCUGGGCACACCAGAUUAACCUUGUUGUUGGUGAUAUCAUGAGCCUAACCUCACGGCUUGUUGACACCGCAGAUGAUGCAAUCAAUAUCAUCAAGUGGAUGCUCAACCAUUUGUACCUACUUGGACUCUUCCGUCAGGAGCAAGCCCGAGAUGGCAGGAAGCCUCGCAGUCUUGCACUUCCUGUUCUCACUCGAUGGACCUCACACUUCCUUUCGUUCCGUAGCUUAUUGUCCGAGUCUCAAUCACUUCGUGCUCUUGCUGCCCGUAAUCCCAAAGAAUUUCGAGCAAGUGCAGGGCGAACCCCCGAGUUGGUUCAGCAAGCCAAAACAGUUUUGAAAAACAUUGACGAUCCUGAAUUUUGGCUUAGAUUGAACGAGCUUAAGCUGUAUCUUGAACCGCUUGCAAUUGCAGCAAAUGUCUCCCAGGCUGCAACUACGAGGCUUGACCAUAUUCUGGUUGAGCUUGGCCGGUUGUACUACACAUUCUCGAAUCUCGGAUUCAAUCCAAAGAUUCGCGAGUGCGUAUUGGAGAGCCUGGAGCGUCGCUGGGGCAAGGCAGACCAAGAUCCGUUUAUCCUGGCUGUCUUCCUCAACCCUUUCAUUCGAGCUCGCCUGUUUAGCCGAAAAAACACCUCACUUAAUCGAUCAGCGCUCUACGGCAUUGUCAAGCGUGUGUUUCGACGAGUCUUUUGUAAAGAAAACGACCUCGAAUUGUACAAAGCGUUCCUCGAUUACUACAACUCCCGGAACGAAUUUCAUCCAGAUCGAUGGGAUUACGAAGAGCAGCGAGCAAUGCACGAGCGAGCGGGUAAGCCGCUCAAUAUGAUUCAUGUCUGGUCGGGGCUUCUUGCCUACGAAACACCAAACUCUGGACGUCACCAGUUAGCUCACUUGGCAAUACACGUCUUGUCGAUUGUUGCUAACUCGGCUGGCUGCGAGCGACUAUUCAGCGAGAUGGGACACAUUCACACAAAGCGGCGUAAUCGGCUGGGAUACCAGAAGGUAUUUGACACCGCGGUUGUGCGUAUGGACCUCAAACGCAAGCACGCAGAUGAGGGGAGGACACGUUCAAGGCUGAAGCGCCAGUUUGGCUCCCCAGCUCUCGAUUCUGUGGUUUCGGGGGCUGGCGCCAAAAGAAAUAACCAACCCGACGAGCUUGCAGAGUCUAUUGGCGAUGUCGAUGCAAUCGAAGAGGAGCUGGUUACUCCGAGCGUGCGUUCGCUCAUAACGCAACUUCGUCAAGAUGUACUCGAUGACGAAGAUCCAUUAGAUGACGAGCCCGAUGAACCGCCCGUCGCUACGCUCCCGAAAAAGGUUCGGUUAUUUUUCGGCACUCAGUUUCCUAUCCCACUACGUGAUCUCUUCGACUACUCUCGUAACACUGAGUCUGAAGUGCAUGGGCUGGAUUUUUUCAAGUCCAACGGGCUUAAUAACUUGGACGCAGAGCUUGAGCUCUAUGGGUUAGUUACUCGGGACAUACAAAAAGGCCUGGAGAUUGAUGAUUCAACCGUAUAA
Rhizoctonia solani is the source of this 2433-nucleotide messenger RNA. Its product is annotated as hAT family dimerization protein. NCBI's taxonomy places the organism in Eukaryota, Fungi, Basidiomycota, Agaricomycetes, Cantharellales, Ceratobasidiaceae. The record is from RefSeq and is a predicted model, not a curated record. Gene Ontology annotation, molecular function: protein dimerization activity. The transcript is spliced from 6 exons. Bases 1 to 2433 code for a protein of 810 amino acids.